This is a messenger RNA of Ylistrum balloti, 6774 nucleotides long. RefSeq names its product tetraspanin-5-like. Bases 108 to 944 code for a protein of 278 amino acids. Gene Ontology annotation, biological process: protein maturation; protein localization to plasma membrane. Gene Ontology annotation, cellular component: membrane. The transcript has 8 exons. The record is from RefSeq and is a predicted model, not a curated record. NCBI's taxonomy places the organism in Eukaryota, Metazoa, Mollusca, Bivalvia, Pectinida, Pectinidae.
GGAUUGAGUUAUGUUUUACUGUGACAGAGUCGGUCUGCAUGACAAUUCGACGACUUUCUGUGUCGUGAAACGGGUUUGCUAAAGCCGAGGCACAUGUCAGUCUGACCAUGAGUCGAGGGAAAGACGCCGCGAUGGUGAGGAACCCGCGGAGGGACAAAUCUGAAGUCAGCUGCUGUAUCAAAUAUUUGAUGUUUGGAUUCAAUGUUUUGUUUUGGUUGAUUGGGGCCACAGUUUUGGCCAUUGGAUUGUGGGCAUGGACAGAAAAAGACAUGUUCAACAACAUCAACAAAAUGACCAGCAUCACCCUUGACCCGGCACUGUUCUUCAUACUGAUUGGUCUAGUCAUAUUUAUUAUCGGGUUCUCUGGCUGUGUUGGUGCUCUCAGGGAAAACACAUGUCUGCUCACAUUUUUCUGUGUGUUGGUGGGCCUGAUAUUUUGUGUGGAGCUGUUGAUUGGGAUCCUAGGUUUUGUUUACAAGGACUGGGUUAGGGGUGAGAUAGAGAUGCAAGUGAGAAAUAUGAUUGUCAACUAUCGUGAAGACAUUGAUCUCCAAAACCUGAUCGACUGGGUACAGGAGGACUGGUUGUUAUGUUGUGGAAUGACUGACUACAGAGAUUGGGAACUUAACCGAUACUUUAAUUGUUCCUCCCCGGGGGCUGAGGCUUGUGGAGUGCCAUUUUCCUGCUGUAAACCUACAAAUGAAAUAAUACAGAAUCGCCAUUGUGGCUUUGACAUUUCCAAACCAGAACAUGAUGACAUCCGAAGUCGGACAAUAUAUACAGAUGGCUGUAUACCUCAAGGGGAGAAAUGGAUGGAGGUGAAUCUUAUACCUGUAGCCUCAGUAUUAGUGGGCAUGGCUGUCCUACAGAUACUGGGUAUUUGUUUUGCUCACAACCUCAAAAGUGAUAUACUGGCACAGAAAGCUAAAUGGAGAUAUCCCUAGCUAUUGAACCAGACUUCAGACAACAAAAUGUGAAGGACACAUAGAUACUUGUAUCAUGUCAAGGAAAGAUUCACUGUUGGUAGACAGCAUUUUUCUAGACGCAUCAUUUCUUACAGAAAAAAGGUGUCAAAGACACAUCAUAUUCUACAGAUAACGUAAUUUUGAUGGUACGUAAACUUUUACAAAAAUAUCAGAGACAACUACAGUACUUACAACGACCUGGAUUUUCAAAACAAGAUUUUUUCUAACUCGACGAGGGAUACCUAUGAUGUUUAGUAACCUGUUUACAUGCUACAUAUUUACUUUACAACAAAUUAUCAUUAUUGUACAUAAUUGUAAAAUAGAAAUCUUUUAGAUGUUGUCGUUACAGAGGAUACUGAUCAUUAGAGUUAAAUGAGCGAUCAACUGUGUAUAUACUCUUUAUACUUUUGUAAUAGGCUAUAGGGCAAAUGAUCAACUGAAAAUAUAAUUUCAAUAGAUACACUUAUAUGAACUAAACCUCAAUCAGUGAUAAUUUUUCCUUGGAAAUCGUUUGUGAUAAAUCAAUAUUUUAAUGAUAAAGUUCUCUUUUUUUCCCUUCAGUCAUUUCAAUAAUUCUUUCAAUUGGUUUUUAAUUAUUUCGUUCAGAUGUUUUUAUGAGGAUACGAAUAUCUUAAAAAAAAAGUCACAUAAAAGUUUCUUGGCCUAAUUUAGCCAUUUUUCUUUCCAUAGUGACCACUGUAGUAGUAGUGUUACAGUGUCAGUGGGGAAAAAGCAACAUUGCAACAAUAUUGUGCAUGUUGACAUGUGAUCACCAUAGCAACAGUGUUGUGAGACUCUUACCAUUGUGUAUCAAAUUAAUAGUGGCUUUUUUGCUGCAAAAGUACAAGAUCUCUAAAAAAUUCUUCUAUUUAUAUUGCUUUAUUGAAAUAAAAUUUUUGAUAACCUAACUUGAUAAGAAUGGUUUGAUAGGAAUUUUUACCUUGUAGAAAUGGUGUAUAUAUAUAACUUAAAGAAAGAGAGAGAGAGAGGGAGAGAUAGAGAGAGGGAAAGAAAGAGAGAAGAAAUUUCGCAAUUAAUUUUAAUACAAGAUUGAUGAAAAGACUACCAAAAGUCUAUUGGUUUUAUGUCAUACUAAAUGUAUGUAUCUCACAAGUAUAUAUGUUUGUUCAGAUAUGUUCUGAUGGUACCUAUGAGUGAGUGACAAAUAUUUAUUUGUAGUCAGGAUUUUAAAGGCAACAAUGUGUGAUAGAAUUUUCAGUUAUAUCCGUAUACACUGAGAACUGUAUCUGGCACAAUGUAUAUUUCUCUGUGAUUUAACCUAGUGUAUAUUUAUAGUUUAUAAAGUCCCUGAUGUUAAAUGCCAAGGAUGCACGCAAUGGCAGCUUGGAAGUUUAAAUGCAUACCUAAGGAUACAGGCUACCCAAGGGAGAUAAAAACACAUUUGAACCCACUAUUUGGAACUUAUUUCAAUUCCCUGUGUAAUGACCAUAAACUGUUUUGAAAACAAAUGUUUACUAGAAACAUUUUAUACCAUCUUUUUAAUACUGCUGGUCAACUUUCUAAUUUUUAAGGUAACACCUACAGGGACUUUGCAAUGAUUCCUAACCUGCCAGUCUGUAUAUCAAAAUACAUUUGUACAGACUGUGGGGUUGAGAAUUCAUGCCUGCAAACAUAUUAAAUGAAGUGUAUUCUUUCAACCAGUGAAAUGACUAAUUAUCAGAGACCUCCCAGACUAGAUUUUAAGCCUGAUGUUAGUAUGUAGUCAUUUUUUCCCCACCGCACACUAGCUCGAGUCACCCAUGACGUUUACACAUAUCCCAAUCAGUGUCCUUUCAUGUGUGGUAGUCAUUUUUAUACAAAGUCAUGUUUUUAGCUCGAAACAUGUGUGCUAUUUGUAUUAUCAUGUGCCAACUCCACUCGCAAUUAUAAGUGUCCAUUGUCGUUGUGAUAAAGUCUGCAAUAUUUAUGCCAUUAUAUGUACAUUUUUGUAUUUUAUUUCGUCUGAAAUGAAGAGUAUGAUUUGUAGGAUAUUGAAAAGAAUUUUGAAUUACAGAAAACCUUCGUCUUGUCAAGAUGUUUAAGACAAAGAAUAAUUCAACUAGCAGCUGUAGUGUGUUAAAAAAUAAUUUUUGCUGAAAUUUGUGCCUUAUCCUCUAAAUAAAAGGAGAGGUGACACCUUAUUCUUCAUGCAAGGGGAAAAGUGCAAAGCAUUUCUGUAUUUCGUUGCAGGGCAAAGGUCAUGUUCAUCAUGUCUAUUCAAAUUCUGAUAAAGGAUGUUAAGAUAAAAUGCAAAGAUAAAGAAACAAAACACAUCUGAUUUCCGUGUAGCUGAUUCAGUCCCAAUAUGAAUUUAUCUGUCAACACAACUUUUAUUUUGCAAAAAUAUUAUUGAUUAAUCAUGUUCACCUUGACAUCUACAUGUUAUAUGAGAUUUUCAAUGUUUUCUGUAUUAGAUGGUAAGAAAAAAAAUUAAAAAGUUGCCAUGAGGUUUUGUUUGUCAAGAGUUGUUCCCCUUUUGUAAAACAGUGCAAUACUACAUAUUCAUGUGCAAUUUUCUUUAACAUUGGAAAUGUUUCUACCACUGUGGAAAACGCGAUACAACAGAUUUCUUUUUUACUUCUCCGUUGUUUCACUUCCAAGAUAAUAAAAUCUGCACCAUUGAUCUUUACCUGUCUAGAAAUGACAGGCUAGAUCUGGUGUAAUGUAGAAGGGAUGAGACCCUAAUGUCUACUGAAAUAUCUCAUACAGUUACUACAGGUACUCUGAGUACAGUAAUUAUGUAUAUAACCUCUCAAAUAUGAUAUGAAAUUAAUGGCAUUUUUUAUGAACAGAAAAGAUUUGUGAUAGAUAUUAUAAAAACCAUUUGAGAAUUCAGGGAUGAAAUUUGAAGAAGAUACAGAUUUUGGCCGAAAGAACUUCUCAGAAGAUAGAUGUACAUGUGUUUGUUAUAUGUUUCUUACAUAAAUAAUCAAUUUGAAAUAUGAAUGAGAGUCUUGCACAGGUUUAAGUAUUGAUAUUGAUUUCCAGUGUAGUUUUAAAAGUCCCAUUUUAACUGGUAUGCUUACUAUAUUGUUGUACUAGAUCAUGCUGUGAUGAUGUACGUGUUAUGUCUGUUCAACCCUCUCAUAAAGUGGAUAGAUUGAUAUCUUCAGGGCUUUGUAUAUGUUAAGUUGCAUUUUGUCUUUUAUCAUUUGUUGUGAUUUUUAUUUGGCAUUAGAAAUCUUAUUAAGAGAGUCCACCCUUUUCCCAAAUUCCCUUUAGAAUCUCUUUAUACUCUCACAUAGUGGCUACUGUGAAAUCUUAUAUUAUAAUGGGGCCCAGUCAUUGUGGGUUUUUUAAAAAAAAUUAACUUACCCAGUACACAGUAUUCAAUAAUUCAUGCACAUGUGAUCAGAUUUCAUGAAGUAUUCAUGAAAUUAAAAAAUAAAAAAUCCCCAACGAAAAUUAAGAUUUUAUACUAUACACAAGCAUGGAUGAUUUUAUCAUUCUGAGCAAUUCAAAAUUUUGGGUUUUUUUUUUUUAGUUUUUUAUAGAAAAGUACCUUUAACACUAAUGUUCAUAUUUUAACCAUUUCAUUUUGAGGCAAUAUUCAAAGUUAUUGCAAUAUUUAAAAAAAAAAAUUUGUUUGAAUGUGUAAGACAAAAUAUAUGUAGUACAAUGUAUACCACUUAGGUAAACCAUAUAUAUAUGUAUACUUACACAUUUCUGAUGAGGUUGUUUACAAACUUCAUGCAUAUGCAUGUAUAAGUGAAACUACUGCAAUACCUGACUGAUACAGAAGUAUAUGACAAGAAAAAAAUGAAUUAUCGUUAGUUGAGGGUUUCUUAAGCAUUGGUUUGUAAUCUAGUCAAAUAUGCUUUCAUUUAAUUUCAUGGUUGAUAGUCAUUAUUUUUAUCUUUUUGUGAGAAAUGUUUUAGUUUCACUUUAAUGAACAGCUGCUUAUUUUCAGAGUUGUAGAAAAUUCUGGUAAAGAGAUGUUUCAUAUGAAGAAAACAACAAUGUAAUAAAAACAGGUGACUAAGGUUUAAAAUGGCAACUUUAUACUGAUGGGAAUCGGUUCUUGUCGAUUAAUCAAUCAUUGAACACAUAUGAUUGAUCAAUUAUUGAUUUUAAUUGGCUUCAAAAUAGCUUGAGUUGUUUGGUUUUUGUAUUAAAGAUACUGUAAAUUUCAAAUCAUUGUUUUAGCUCAACUUUGAAAAUUGUUACUAUAUAUCUGUAUGUUUGUGAAUUUAUACAUUAAGAAUACCACAAAUUUAAGCUUUCAAGGCAACUGGUUGUAAAUUAUCUCAAAAUGUCCAAAUAGAUAUAAGGAGUAAUACUUUAUUACUGUAUUUCUGAGAUCUGGCAGUCAUUUUAAAUCUGAUUGGUUAUACAUAUCACUAAUCAAUUGAUUUUCGAUAAUUUGCCCAUCAUUAUAGCUUUUAAAAUUUUAUGCAUUAAAAGUACAUGCAUUUGAAAGAUUCGUCAUUAUAAUUGAUGUGUAUGAUAAAUAUACAGUUAAGUCCCUCUUUAUCAUGGCAGUUUUAAUGUAAAUGUGAUGUAGAGAUCAUUGCUUUAACUGGCAGAAGUCUCUUCCUAUUAUAUUUAGCUUUGACUUUGGGGCAAUUGCUCUAUAUUUCUUGGUUUUUACAAAUUUUUAAAAGAUCUUUUUACAUGUGGGUUUUUUUUUAAUGGACAUUUGAACUUAGAAAAACUUAAAUGAAUCUCUGCCAAGGCAACAAGGAAUGAUAAAUGUAGUUUCAUAUAAAAGAUGAUUAAAUUUCUUACUUGUCUUGCAUUUCAAACAACCUGUUCUCUACGAACACAGCUGAAAUUUGUUUGGUUUUAACUCUAUGAAUGGUGUUUUAUACCUUAGUGUAUCUGUGUAGUUGCUCUUGUUAUACACUGAAUUUGAUAAAAUUUUGCUUAUUUCAUACUUUAAAUAUGAUGAAAGUAAUUUCAAGAUUUUAUAAUUUUACUAUCAUAAUUGAUGGAUCGUGAUUGUAUUGCUGCAAAUUUUAUUUUCAAAUAGCUAUAGCAAUGUUGUAUGUGAAUUUCAUAUUGAAAUUUGGUUGUGCAUCAAUAGAUAUAUAUCAGAUCCUAUUUGGAUUUCUAACAUGUUAAGAUAAGUCAUGUUAUCUCUCUAUCAUGGUCAGCUGUAAUAUUUUGGAGUAUUCAUCUGGAACAUCGGUGAAUUUUUAUCAAUAUAUCAUAUUUCCAGGUAAAUAAUGUCAUAUUUUGGUCCAGAAUCCAAGCACUUGCUCCUGAUAUAUAAUUCGUCUCCCACCUGGAUCCUGAUUUUCUUUGAUGUGUCAAACAAUCUUUGAAACAGUCUUUCUUGGUAAUACCAAAUCUAAAUCUGGUAAAAAUAGUCCCUAUUUUAAGAAUUGGCAUCAGAUGUAUGUAAAACCACACAUUGAUAUGGGAGUAAAGAAAGAAAAGCAGCAUUCUAGUUAGAUAUACAGACUGUUUCCCAAUUCAGUGAACAAAACAGCAUGCUGCAAGUUAAUUUAAACACAAGUGAUACUCAUGUCUUGAGGCAUGUGUAGGUUAGGGGAAGGAGAAUUCUUUUUAGAGUAAAGCUUACUUGCUCCAACAGGCUGAUAAAAAGACUCAGCUCAAGAAACCCAUCUGAAUCUGCCAUAGUUUGAAUUUGUAAAAUUUGUUAAGAAUGUCCAUCUUAUCAUUGGAUUAUGACUCUGUUGAGGCUCUAGAAGAGUAGCUGUGCAGGCUCUAGAAGAGUAGAGGCAGUGUAUUACAUGUUUCUAUAGUCAUGUAGUUGAAGGAAGGUUUUGUUACAACUCCAAUGUCUCUACAGUGUCAUUGUACAUUGUACACCAUGUCAUCAAUAAAGUCUCUUCUAUUUUUA